This is a messenger RNA of Lycium ferocissimum, 1848 nucleotides long. Its product is annotated as ATP sulfurylase 2-like. NCBI's taxonomy places the organism in Eukaryota, Viridiplantae, Streptophyta, Magnoliopsida, Solanales, Solanaceae. The record is from RefSeq and is a predicted model, not a curated record. The transcript is spliced from 6 exons. The coding region runs from base 193 to 1641 and encodes 482 amino acids. Gene Ontology annotation, biological process: sulfate assimilation. Gene Ontology annotation, molecular function: adenylylsulfate kinase activity; sulfate adenylyltransferase (ATP) activity.
GUAAAAUGAAACUUGUGGUCCGUCCAACUCCAAGUGCAUACCAUCUCAGUAUUCCAAUUCCCAUCCCUGUAAAAUAAUGUCCCCUAAAUCAUUAAUUACAACCUCACCACUGCAAUUCUCUUGGAUCUCUUCUGCACCAACAACACCAUUGGCCAAUUUCCUAGAACCCAACAACCAUUCCCCAUUUUCAAAAUGUCUUUAACUAUUAGACUACACACUACUAGUACCAUUAUUGCCCACUAUUGUAACACUACUAGCAAGAAAAACUCCUAUUACACCGAAAUUAAAGCUAACCCCAUUUACCAUUUUAACAAAUUGUCCCACCUUCUGUUUUCCCACAAACAAAAGAUGACUUCUUCUUCUUCAAGAGGGAUGAUUGUGAAGAGCUCUUUGAUUGAGCCAGAUGGGGUUUCCUUGUUGGAUCUUGUGGUGCCAGAGAAUGAAAGGGCUGCCAAGGUUGGAGAGGCAGAAGCAAUGGUAAAAGUGAAGCUGACAAAGAUUGAUGUUGAAUGGGUUCAUGUGAUUAGUGAAGGUUGGGCUAGUCCUCUUAGAGGAUUCAUGAGAGAGGAUGAGUAUUUGCAAACCUUACAUUUUAAUUCUCUCAGAUUGAAAGAUGGGACUAUUGUCAAUAUGUCACUUCCCAUUGUAUUGGCAAUUAAUGAUGAAGAUAAAGAACGGAUUGGUUCCUCAACUGAUGUUGCUUUGGUUGGCCCAAAUGAUGAUUUACUUGCCAUUCUCACAAGUAGUGAGAUCUACAAGCAUAAUAAAGAAGAAAGAAUUGCAAGGACAUGGGGGACUACAGCUCCAGGAUUACCUUAUGUUGAGGAGGUAAUUACUCCUGCUGGAAAUUGGCUUAUUGGUGGAGAUCUGCAAGUCAUAAAGCCUAUCAAAUAUAAUGAUGGUCUUGAUCACUACAGGCUUUCUCCCCAGCAACUUCGAAAUGAAUUUGAUCAACGUGAGGCGGAUGCAGUUUUUGCUUUUCAGUUGAGAAAUCCUGUCCAUAAUGGCCACGCUUUGCUUAUGAAUGAUACACGGAGGAGACUUUUGGAAAUGGGUUACAAGAAUCCAAUUCUUCUGCUCCAUCCUUUAGGUGGUUUUACUAAGGCUGAUGAUGUGCCUCUAGAUGUCCGUAUGGAACAACAUAGCAAGGUCCUAGAAGAUGGAGUUCUCGAUCCCAAGACUACUAUCGUGUCCAUAUUUCCCUCACCAAUGCAUUAUGCUGGACCAACUGAAGUACAGUGGCAUGCAAAGGCACGGAUAAAUGCGGGUGCAAAUUUCUACAUUGUAGGUCGCGAUCCUGCUGGUAUGGGCCACCCAACAGAGAAGAGGGACUUGUAUGAUCCAGAUCACGGGAAGAAAUUGCUAAGCAUGGCUCCUGGUCUUGAGAAAUUGAACAUUCUGCCCUUCAGGGUGGCAGCAUAUGAUACAGUGGAAAAGAAGAUGGCAUUUUUUGAUCCUUCACGUGCUAAAGAUUUUCUCUUUAUUUCUGGAACUAAGAUGCGGACUUAUGCAAGAACUGGUGAGAAUCCUCCCGAUGGUUUCAUGUGUCCUGGGGGAUGGCAAGUCUUGGUCAAAUACUAUGAGAGCUUGCAGGCUGAGGAAGCUGUACAAAACUCUCCUCUUCUUUCAGCAACCUCAUAAUGACCAUAAAAAAAGCUCUCUUCAGGUUAAAGAACAAAGUUGCAAAGAGAUUGAUCGUGUCUCAUCUUCGCUAUCUGCUAUCUUUUGCUGGUGUUCCUCGGCUAUGUGGAUUGAUUUGUUAUUUUUUGUUAAAAGUACUCAUCAUUCAUUCUAAAAGACUUGUCUUUUAACUGUCAUAUGCCGUCUUCUAAUGAUGUUCCGAACAAA